UCAUACAUUGUAUAUGAGGUUGGAGUAAACUGGCUCACACAGUAUAUUAUAUGAACGCUGUUUGUGUGUGUGUAAAUCAUUUAUACUUUUUUCAUAAUAUAUUAUAUGUCUUGAUCACUUUAUAAUGCAGAAUUAAAUAUUGUAAUAAUAAUAAGAAAGACAAUGUAACAUGUUGAUAUAAUACUAAUUGAUAUUUGUUAAUAUAGUCUGUAGGCAUUGUGUAAAUAUUACAAAUUCAAAUUGAUUAUACAUAAAUACACACAACAUUACAAAUAUUAAAGGUAUUUUCAUCAGAUUUCAUCUGAGUGGCCUUUGAUCUAGUCAAAUUUCAGAGGAGGCAUCCUUACCUCUUCCCCUGUGUAUACCCCUACCAGUAGCAAUCAGCUGUAAAAUCUUGACAAAUCCAAACAUGCAAAAUGUGCCCAUUGUUGUCACAUAAUGCCUCAAAAUGACUAUAUUUCUUAUAAAAUAAGGCUAAUUUUAUUAUGGAGCCUCUCUGUAAGAUCUAACCCCACUACUGAUUCCAAGGAUGUGACCAUUCUGCAUUUCAACGACAUCUACAAUGUAGAGCCCUCAGCUAGUGAGCCGGUGGGUGGGGCUGCCAGGUUUUGUUCCUUGAUUAAGAGCUACAGCUAUCUCCAACCCCUUGUUCUAUUCAGUGGGGAUGUUUUCUCUCCAAGUCCUUUGAGUUAUUUCACCAAAGGUGCUCAGAUGUCGGCUGUUCUCAAUGAGUGUGGGGUUCAUGCAGCUAUUUUUGGAAACCACGAUUUUGAUUAUGGAUUGAACGUUUUAAAACAGCGGGUGGAAGAGACACAGUUUCCUUGGAUACUGUCCAAUGUAAUGACAGACAACAAUCUGACCCUUGCACAAAGUCAACGUACUCUGGUGGUGCAAAGAAACAACAAACGUAUCGGACUGAUAGGACUGACUGAACAGAAGUGGCUUGAUGUUCAAAUUACUAUUGACCCAGUUAGAGUACACUAUCAAGACUUCAUCCUUAUCUGCAAUGACCUGACAGAGUAUCUUCGCAAUCAGGGUUGCGACUAUGUUAUAGCACUGACUCACCUGCGAAUGAAAAAUGACAUCAAGUUGGCAGAAGGUUGUCCAGGUGUAGACCUAAUCCUAGGAGGCCAUGAUCAUGAAUAUCAAGUAAUUCAGGUCAAUGGGACGUACAUUGUGAAGAGUGGAAGUGACUUUAAAAGUCUUUCUAAAAUUCAUCUCCAAUUUAGAACAAAUGUUAUUGAACCAAAAAUUCAAGAAAUUAAUGUAACUUCUAACAUUCAAGAGGAUAAUAUUCUAAAGAACUUGCUGAGGAAAUACUCUGAUGUAUUGGAGAGGGAGGGAGACAAGCAGCUUCUAGUCUUGUCAGAGGCAAUGGACGCACGUGUCAAUGAGUUAUGGCGUGCUGAGUCUAGCCUGGGCAACUGGCUGAGUGAUGCUGUACUAUCAGUAACCGCAGCAGAUAUUGUGCUGCUCAACUCUGGUAUGUUCAAAGCCAAUAGGGAGUUCCCAGCUGGACCCUUCACACGGCAGCACUUCGCAGCUUUACUGCCCAUAACCAGUGCCAUGGUGAUGCUCAACAUCACUGGUCAGACUGUGCUGGAGAUGUUAGAGAAUGCAGUGAGCCGUUACCCAGAGCCUGAUGGGAGGUUUGGAAAUGUGGCAGGGGUACAGUUUAGUUUCAACCCCGAGGCUAGGAUGGGGCAAAAGGUGAUCCCCCACCAGGUGAUAGUCGGAGCCGGGAAGCUGAAGCUGGACAGAUAUUACAAGCUGGCCACCAGAGUCUACCUACAAAAGGGCUAUGACGGCUACACGAUGCUACAGGGAACUCCCGAACUUGAGGUAGAAACAGGUGUGUGCUUGACUCUUGAAAUGAUUAUUGAAACUUAUUUGGAGACUCUGCAGAAGAUAUCAAAAAACUGGUUGAAAUUCUUUCAUUUAAUUACUCCUUCAAAUCAGCGUCAUUUAUGCCUGUUUCCAGAAUCUGGGCCAAUAAUGUUAUGCCCCAAAACUGACAAGAGGAUAAAUCCGUGCUUCAAAGAAUGCACCAAUAUAAAUCAAUGAUUAAUUUUACACUGCAGCAUAAGUAAGCUAUUAAAAUGUAAUUGUUAUUUUUGGGAGUAAUUUUUUUAUAUUUUUUACAAAGUAACUGUUAACAAAAUAUUUAUUAUUAAAUUAGAGAUAAAAGAUUAUAAUUGUGCCACGAAUUUAAAAUAUGGCUCCUAUCUUGUUCGUAAAAAAGUUUCUGAAACUUUUCUAUAAUUCAUGAAGAAAGAUGAUUCAAUGAAGAACUUCUUAAUAUGAUAACAAUCUUAAAUAAACUUCUUUAACCCAGAA
Homalodisca vitripennis (glassy-winged sharpshooter) is the source of this 2337-nucleotide messenger RNA. RefSeq names its product mannosylglucosyl-3-phosphoglycerate phosphatase-like. The transcript has 12 exons. Gene Ontology annotation, biological process: nucleotide catabolic process. The record is from RefSeq and is a predicted model, not a curated record. NCBI's taxonomy places the organism in Eukaryota, Metazoa, Arthropoda, Insecta, Hemiptera, Cicadellidae. Bases 439 to 2064 code for a protein of 541 amino acids. Gene Ontology annotation, molecular function: hydrolase activity.